Durotheca rogersii is the source of this 736-nucleotide messenger RNA. RefSeq lists its product as uncharacterized. Bases 101 to 592 code for a protein of 163 amino acids. The record is from RefSeq and is a predicted model, not a curated record. The transcript has a single exon. NCBI's taxonomy places the organism in Eukaryota, Fungi, Ascomycota, Sordariomycetes, Xylariales, Xylariaceae.
AGGGGCGCCCCACGUGCUUCGCCCCUCGUCCCCGGGUCCUGGUUAGAGAGAGAGAGAGAGAGAGAGAGAUGGCAGCGCGACGACUCGGCGUGCGUGCGUUAUGUUCGGCGGGCGGUUUCGUCGGCGAGCGGAUUCCUUCUCUUUUUUCUUUUCUUCCCCUUCCUCUUCUUUUCCUGCUGCCCCUCUAUUGUCCCUUGUGGUUGGGGGGAGCGAACGGAUUUUUUUUUUCCCCGAAGAAAAAGAGGCUGCGGCGGUCCGCACGGCGCCGCCGGGUAGCGACAUGCGGUCGGCUUCCGAAACAAUAAAGGGCGGGGAGGGGUUCGAGGCGAUGGACUGCUGCUUGAUGUGCGCAGGCAUCUAUCUCGCCAACGCGACCUCUGUCUCGGCUACGGCCGAGGUGCUGUGGCAGCUUGAUAAUGCCCCUCUGCGUGGGUGUCGCACUGGUUCUCCGCGGAACGGUAAGGUGGGGAAGUGUUUAUAUAUCCGACUGCUCUGCCCGUCGUCUCCUAGGACACGGAGAGGAGCAGGACGGCAGUGUGCGAUCUAUCUCCGAGUCUGCUUCCCCUUAGCCCUGUCGGCUCGGCUUUCAUGAGAACUUCUCGCUGCUCACGACGAUCCUCUCUGUGUGCUUCCCUACUGAGGUAGGUAUGCGCCCCAACUGGUGUUCACAACAGGGAGCUUGUCUCCCCCCCCCUCCCCCCCUCUCUCCUCCGUGAUGUCUAUAGAGAGUAGAAGC